CUGGGGAGACCCCUGGGAAGAGCAGAGGGAUUGGGAAUUUGAGAACCUGUUGACACGUGUCUGCAGAUGCGUGCAUGGGGAGGAAGCGGGCCCGGGCAGCUGGCAGGUGUGGCGCGAAGACUUAGGCUUCGGAGUUAGUGAGUUGGGGGCCCACAGCGCAGGGGGGUUAUUGAGAGGGGGCAGAAAGGAAGCCCCUCUGGGACAGGAGGUUGUGGGAACGGUGUUUUUAUUUUGGGGGGGGGUUCUGUCGUGAAGGAGGCUUUGUAGAGGAGCUAUAAAAGGGUAUGAACCAGUGCAGCAUAAACAACUGCCAGCAUGAAAAACAAACAGUUACCUAUCCAGUUUACAAAGCGGUGCAUAUUUCGGCAUUGAAGCAGAAUGGACUGCUGCAGUCUCUAUCAGCAGCACCCGGUGGAUUUAAAGAAUCAGAUGUUACAGAAGAGGUGCUACGAGUCCGGGAAGAAUGGGACGCCGUAGCAAACAUCCAUCCGGGAGGAACUGUGGAGAAACCUCUUAGCCCAAUACCCUUGAUCUCUUUCAACGAAGCACUGCAGUAUUUUCAAACAGCAGACCUCUCUGACUGUAGGAAAAAGAUUCGGCCAACAAUACAAAGAAGAGGCCUGGCUGCCAUGGCCCAUUUCCUUUUUGGUCCUCCCCGUCUUCAUCAACAGCUGCAGAGUGAGAGAGACUUGGCUUUGGCUAUAGCCCAGUGUGGUUUGGAUAAUAAUGAAAAGGUGCACAUGAGGAUCUUACAAACUGUUUACAAGAAACUAACUGGCUCCCGAUUUGAUUGUGCCCGUUAUGGAGCCCACUGGGAAGACCUUGGAUUUCAAGGGAUGGAUCCUGGCACAGAUCUACGUGGAGCAGGAUUGCUAGGAUUGAUGCAAACACUUUAUUUUGUGAUGGAUUCACGGAUAUUACCUGUAGCUCGAGAAAUUUUCAAGCUGUCCCAUCAUGAGGUUCAGAAUUUUCCUUUCUGUGUGAUGUCUGUCAAUAUUACCCGUAUUGUCAUUCAAGUACUGAGGGAAGAACGCCUUUCUAGAGAAUGCAAUCGAAGGCAGCAGGUCAUUGCAGUGCUCAAUGAUUUGUAUGUGGCUGUAUUUUUACGCCUUUUCAACAUCUGGAAAACACAGCGAAAGACCAUUUCUGAUUCUGGUUUUGUUCUAAAAGAACUGGAAGCAUCUGCCAAAAGAAACCCAAAGCAGCUGUUGAGACAUGUGGAGACAUACAUGAAUGGGAGUUCUGUAGCAGGAGGGGAUGAUAGUUUUCAGGCACCUGCUUUCACCUUGGAAGUUCUUGGUCCCAACCUAAGUUCUGUUACAGUUGACAAUAAGGAGUUAAAUUUUGCUAGCAUAGAUGAUCUGCUGACUGAGAAAGAACAAGACAGCUGAUCUGGAUCCAGGAUAGUGUGAAAAGCCUUGUGCGGGAUUAAUCAGCAAAGGUGGUUGCUUACAGCCUGUAUGAGGGCUCAGAGGAUGGCUGAAGCUCUUGAAAUGCUGCUAAAGUAGAAGUACAGGACUUCAAUUUUAGGGCAGAGCUGCUAUCACAAAGUAUAAUGGGAGCUCUGGGAGUGGAGUCUGGGAUAAAGAACAACCUGCUUGUUUCAAGAAUGAAGCAAUCAAGGCAGGAUCUGCCUCUCCCAGUUAGUAGCGUUAAAACUAAUUUGUAGUGGGGAGUGUAAAUCUGAUUUAUGAAAUCCCACUGCACUCCCCUCCACCCCACCCCACCACGUUCUUCCAAUGUUGUUCCAGCUAAGAAAUAUUAUGUGUUAUGGAUUGUGAAAUCUGAGCUCAUGUCAUUUAAAAAAAAAUUGAAUUGUAGAACCACCAGGCUACUAGAUGGCUUAGGUCUUUCCUCACUUACACUUUUACCUAGAAGUGUAAGAAACAAGUCCUUCUAUCCUAAUCAGUUGGGAGGCAUCAAUUCCCAGAUGGCAUAUCCUUGACACUUUAUCAAUCCACACAGUAUGUGUUUUGCCUAAAAUAAGAUAACAAACAAGGACUACUAGAUGUACCGAAAUUGUGACACCCAUAUUGAAUGCUGUUGAAAAUGAUAAGAGAUCACCAGCAAUGACACAGCAGCUGUUUUCCUUUUGUGAAUGACUAACUAGCGGUUGUAUCUAUGAGGUAAAGUAGUUUUAGCCUCCAGCCAUGUGGUAAAGCCAAUGUUAUUUCAUUCCCAUUCUUCUACUUCCCUGUGUUUAGGGGUGGCUCUGGGUUUGAUAGGGGCAAAAAGGACAGACUUAUCACAUGUGGAGUUUUCAAAUGUGUCUCAUAAUGUGAGAAAAGUUACCACACAAUAAGCCUUUAAACAGUUGCCCUCUAGUUCCAGGAGACUCAUUUCAGCCAUGCGGAAUUCACAUGGAUGUCUUGUCCAGUGUACCAACCAUGAUGUAAAAUUCAAGCCCUAGUGGGCAGUGGGUUUUUCCAUGAAACAUAUUACAGUCUUCAAUCCCAGGCUGUGUGUCCAUUCUGUUAAUCUCAGAUGAGCUGCAAAAAUGAUUGCUUUGUCCUUAACAUAAAGAUAGGUGCAUUAGGCAGAAGGCAAAUACCAUUUGUGAUGCAGAUACUAUGGAGUAUAAGCUUGAACUGUUGUCCAGUGCUCUGAUAAAAGAAUGGGGAUGCUACAAGUAAAGUAUUAUGAUUGAAUUGCAAUCCCCAAUGGAUCCCCAUUGAAUUCAAGGGUACUUCUUUUUGGUCAGUUAUACUUAGGAUGAAAAUCAGUUAUACUUAGUAAAUAUUACAGAAUAUUUACUUGGGAGAAAUGCUCACAGCAAAACCCAUCUAUGUGUAACAUGGACAGGAUUAUAAUGGAAGCCUCAGUACAAUAUUGCCUGCAGUUCUGGUUUACCUUCUGAGUAAAAGAGUUAGCAGUUUCAGGGCUCUUAUAUAGUCCUUGGACCCAAAUGUACAUGGCAGCAAAAUGAGUUUUCUACAUUGCUUCCUGUUUUUGAAAACAAUAAGAAUUCUGUAUAUCAGUGAGAUUCUGGAUGGUGAAGCAAUAAAUGGGAACACUCUUUUUUUGUUAAAGGCUGAUGGUUAUGUUCACAGGGAAACUCUGUAACCAUUUGGGUUAACUGUUUAUGGUGGCUGAUACAUAUCCCCAAAGCUUCAGACAACCAAGCCAUGAUAAAGCAAAGUCACUUUGGGCAUCCGUUGCCGGCAGCCAGGAUGAAAAUGGGAUUAAUAUGUGGUGACAAUAGCAUGUCCUUGAAAUAACACUUGUCAGAUGGACAACCUUUCAGGCAAGAUGAAAUGCUCUGAAAUAUCAGAAUAGUUCACCAUGUUUCCUGCUGGAUGCUAAUCUGUUUCUUGAAGGAAGUGCCAAUCUGAUUGCCUUGCCUGUCUGUUUGCAUACACACAUCUACUGCACCCAUGAAAUUAUAGCUGCUUCUGUUUCUUUGAUCAUUUCUUUUCCCACAUGUUCAAGCUCAUUCCUUCAGUGUUGCUGUUGAAAUGGGCAUGCAUGGGGAAGUUAUCAGCAAUUGGACUCAGAUGUUCCCCUUGGACUUUUGCUUGCUCAUGCUGUCGUCUUGUUCUUUCAAAAGGCUUCUUCAGUGCCUUUUAUGUUUACAAUAAUUCUUAUCACAGGCUUAUGCUCAAGAGAAGAAACAAAAUAUAACCUACAACACAACUCUGCAGUGUGAAAUGUUCAAGAUUCCAAUUAACUAUUUUACAUUGUUUUUGUUCUCCACCCUAAACAGUUCUCUGGUGUGAGUAUUGUAUUUCAGAUUCAAAUUCUGCACUAGCUAUCAGUUGCAGGUGGUUUUGGUCUGUCACUGCUGCCAUUUAUUUAUCUUUAUAAAAAUGGAUAUGUUGCCUUUCAACCGAGCAGGAAUCAAAUAUGUUGAGCCCAAAGUACCAUCAAAUACAAUAAAAGGUCUACUAUAAUAAGAAUGCAGUUGCAUAAUAAGAAAAGGUAAUAGUUGAGCAGAUGUCCCAUGGGAGAAGAUUCCACAAAUGAGAUGCUACCAUUGAGAAAGCUGUCUGUUUUCUCUUGGAUGAUGGAAACCCAUGGAAGAGAGAUUCUAAGAAAGACAUCCAUACUUAGAUACACUGAUACAGGAGUUCACAUAUCUGGUUCAUAAGCUGUACAUUUCUGCUUUAGCUUGAAUUUCAAGGUAGGUUCUUUGACAUCACCAUGUCUUCCAGGAUACUGGGACUGGAACACUCACCCAAUACUGUGAUUUUCUUUAGGUUGUUGACUUUGGGACGCGCAUUACAUGACAAAAAUGUCACCAUUAAGCUUAUUUUCCAACUGGCUUUGAAUAAAGGAUGGAGAACAUUUCUGCUUUCCCCAAACUGGCUGCGUAACCUCCCAGAUUUCAUCUCCCAUCUCCAUAUCUCUGGACUCUAAUUAGGGCUUCCAUGUUCUUUGAGGGGCCUGGCAUCUGGAUCAGAAAGCAAUCGCGUUGUUGCUAUCCAUCCGUGUCUUGGAGUUAAUGCAUAUUGAUGAGGGAGGCUGAGCCCACGGCUCGUUCAAGCUCUCUGCAGAGAGGGGAGGCAGCCGAGUGGCUAGGAACAGCGCACAGUGUUCCUCCUGUACAGACGGAAAGCUGCUGACUGGUUCCUCUAGCAGAACUGGUUUUCCUUUCUUCUUUCCAUCACUUGGGCCUACCGGAUGGGAUGCUGAGCUGAGAGGAGAGUUGCCGGCACGCUCAGAGGCCAGCAUGGAAAUAAACCAGACUGGCGGAGAAGGGAUAGGUCCUUUCUUGGCCAGCCAUCUGACCCACUGUGCAUGAGUUCCU
Molecule: messenger RNA, 4747 nt
Organism: Python bivittatus (Burmese python)
Lineage: Eukaryota; Metazoa; Chordata; Lepidosauria; Squamata; Pythonidae
Gene: ELMOD3
Product: ELMO domain containing 3
Source: RefSeq, a predicted model, not a curated record